Messenger RNA from Ornithodoros turicata, 1666 nucleotides. RefSeq lists its product as uncharacterized. Lineage: Eukaryota; Metazoa; Arthropoda; Arachnida; Ixodida; Argasidae. Bases 31 to 1554 code for a protein of 507 amino acids. The record is from RefSeq and is a predicted model, not a curated record. The transcript is spliced from 14 exons.
UCAAGGACACGUCGAAAAGUUCGUGUAAGCAUGGCAGCGGAACAUGCACCGGCUGCAGCAGCCACUGCUGAGGGACCUGAGAUCCGACGCUCUAGAACCCCUUCAAUCACGUGGGCUGACGAGAUAAGCCCUGAUAUGAUUGCGGAGUACUUUCCUGCUGAAGACCAACCGGAACCAACCAAACAUAGGGCGUGGUACAUUGCCCCGCUGGUUGCAUUAGCCCUCGCGUGUCUCGGACUGCUGUGCAUUGGCGCUGUUUACUACGCAUUCUCGAAUUCCGGAGACAAAGAUGACGAUGCCGCCGAACCGGGUGCCAUGGGUGCCAAUAAAAGCGCCGAGAUUCAGCUAGGACAUGCGACACCUAGUGACGCAUCCGCCACCACGGUAUCGUCUAGCGCCGACGCAAGCCAACGCAAAUCGAGACAUCUAUAUGAUGCUGACUUCCCCCUCCUUUGUACUAUGGGCGCCCAUGGGGUCUUGCCUGAACAGUACGCAUAUGAUGACCUCUGCGACUUCGUCUAUUAUACGCACGUUGCCUUCGACUCGGGAAGGAAGGACUUUGGCUCCACCAACGGCGACGCAUCUUUCGAUAUGUUCAAGCGGAGGGCAUCUGUAUCUCACAACAAAUCUUACGGCAUGUCCUUCCACGCUGAUUUCUUAGCAGACGUGACGGCUACCUUACGCACUGAUUUUGGCAAGCAUAUUUUCAAGACACACUUUGAAGGCAACAUCCGACAUCACGGCAUACUGAAUAUAAGAGGCAGCAUUGCUCAGCUGGAUCACUACCGAGGCGAUAUACUAUCAACUAUCAGUACGAUCAAUACAUUCCAGCGAGAGCACAGCCAGAGUUGGCCAGUCUCGCACAAUUACAUCGCCAUAGGGGUCGAGCUGACGCUACAGGCCGAACUGCCGAGGCUCCACGGGUAUCUCAAGCAACUGGCUGAGAGCCCAGCAAAUAUUCUGGUGGCGUGUACACACGUCUCGAGUUGGAAUAGCUGGGAAACUAGAGGGACAGCUGGUGCCACAAUGUGGAAGAAUUCUAGGGAUAUCGAUCAACCUGACAUUUCAUCGACCUUAGGUGAACUGGUGACUGUCUUAUCUCCGACAUACACUUUAAUGGUGUCUUUCGUCAUGGGAGUGACUUCUUUCGAGCUGCCGGAUAGCUGGGGCAACGUCACCAGCAGAGACAGCACUAGCCUGGAAAAGCCAACCAAUUCUUCUGUUGUGGGAUAUGCAGAGGUCUGUGAGCUUCCGCAAAUUCAAAUAGUGCAGCCUGAGGAAUUUGCCAUCGUCGGAAAGAAAGACCGUCAUCAGCAAUUCAUAUUCGACAGCACGGAAACAAUAUUAACAAAGGUGCGAUAUACAUUGCUCGUCUUGGGGAAGAAGAUUGAAAAGUUGAAUUUCGGCUUGGCUGUUUUCGAUAUGGACCUCGAAGACUACAACGGCACUUGUAGCCCCAGUGCAAUACGAUUCGAGCGACUGGCGGCCAUGCGGAGGGAGGUCGACCGCCUCUCUAUUCCUCCAGAGUCCCCACAGGAUGGAACGGACGCCUGAAAGAGAUGUUCACCUGCGUUGUGUGGCAUCGCUCGCGCCAUGAUAGAUCAAUUCCCCGAGUGGAUAACGCUACACAAUACUACAGUAGUAAACCAUAACGAACAAAUAUGAA